Messenger RNA from Eleginops maclovinus (Patagonian blennie), 5626 nucleotides. It is a transcript of the gene tsc1a, whose product is annotated as TSC complex subunit 1a. Bases 220 to 3249 code for a protein of 1009 amino acids. Gene Ontology annotation, biological process: regulation of cell cycle; negative regulation of cell population proliferation; negative regulation of TOR signaling. The transcript is spliced from 23 exons. Lineage: Eukaryota; Metazoa; Chordata; Actinopteri; Perciformes; Eleginopidae. Gene Ontology annotation, cellular component: TSC1-TSC2 complex. The record is from RefSeq and is a predicted model, not a curated record.
GUUACUGGUUGUAAUGUGUGUUCUGUAACUGUGCUGCUGGCCAGGAGUCUCUGAAUGGACCUUCCUAGUUGAAUAAGAUCUGACGUGGAGACUCGUUUUUCCCAUGUUGUACUCCCGCCCUGAACACCUCCCUGGUUGAUUGACAGCGCCGGUGGGCGGGGCUUGGAGUUGCUCAACAUGUCUGCGCCCUGAUCAACAGGUCUGAAGGUCUUCUUCACUAUGUCCAAUCAGCAGCUGAGUAUUGGGGAGCUCCUCCUCUCAUUGGACAGUUCAGACCUGCAGGAGGCGGAGCUAGUGAGAGCAGCUGUGAACCAGCAGCUGAGCUCAGACAGAGGAGGCGCUGUCCUUUCCUCGUUGGUGGAGUUUUACCUGGACUCCUCCUCCUCUCAGGUGCUGCUCCUCCUUUCCUCCAUCCGAGAGCACCACCAUAAGGGUGUCUCUCUACAGCCUCUGCUGGAGAAGCUGAAUGAGGCUCUGAGCCGCUCUGGAUCCAGACUCCCUGCUGUGACUCUGCUGGGUCACCUGAUCAGGAAGCAGCCGCCAUGGGUUCACACCGUCAGCCGCUCCCCCCUGCUGCCCUCCCUGCUCCGACAGCUGAAGACGGAGACGGACGUGGUGUUCCUGAUCACCGCGGUGCUCGUGCUCAUCACACUGUUACCCAUGAUACCUCAGGCCGGGAAGCAGCACAUCUAUGACUUCUUCGACGUGUUCGGACGCCUUGCAUCCUGGAGCUACAGGAACCCUGGUCACGUGCCGGUGGAGCACCUGGUGCACCUGCAGGCGGGGGUGUACUCCCUGUUCCACCGGCUGUACGGCAUGUUCCCCUGCAACUUCAUGUCCUACCUGCGGCUGCACUACAGCAUGAAGGAGAACCUGGACGUCUUCCAGGAAGUCGUCAAGCCCAUGUUGGAACAUGUACGGGUUCACCCGGAGCUGGUCACAGGGACUCAGGACUACGAGCUGGACCCGUCCAGGUGGAGAUGUUACGAGGUGCACGACAUCGUGAUAGAGUGUUCGCGGGUCUCUCUGGACCCUCUGGACUCGUCCUGUGAGGAGGACGCUUACUCCUCCCUCAGAGAACCGCCCCCUUCCCCAUCCCCCCUGCCACACCUCAACCUCACCUGCAGCCAAGACACCAUCAGCAGCUCAGCAGGAAGUUCAGUGUGUCCUCUGCUGACCUCCUCUCCACUCACACUCAGCUCUUCAGAUAUGCAGGUUGAUGAUGUCACCUGGAGCCCCUCCUCUCAAUGUGGUUUGUCGACGCCCCCUCCUGAACCUGCUGCUCCAGGCCCCGCCCCCCCGUUGAGCAGGACCACCUCCAUCUCAGGUGUGAAAUGCUCCUCCUCAGCCACCGUCCAGGUGGUGCCUCUGGCUGAAGAGAUCCAACAUGGUGGUCAGACUCCUGACAACAACACCCAGGUAAAGCUGUUUGCAGAGCAGGAGUCCAUUCAGCCAAUCCCAGAGGAGCAGGGGCGGGGCCAGAAUGAUGACAUCAGCAGUGAAGGUGAUCAGCUGAUGAUCAGCUGUGCAGACACCCUCCUCACCUCCACCCCCGCCCGCCCACCUGCCGUCUGCCACACCCCCCCUCAUAGGUCAGAGGGAAGCCCUGCCCCCUCCUACGAGCCUCUGUUUGAGCUCGCUCUCCCGCGAGCCGCCUCACUCUUCAUCGGGAGGAAGACUCAGGAGGCGCUGGAGAGAGCAGCUGGGGGGGGGGGAGGAGAGAGGAAGGGGGAGGAGGAGGAGCUCACCUCCAUCUCCCCCUUGCAGGCCCUGGAUCAGCUGAUCGUCCACGGAUAUGACGCCCACCAUCACCUCAGCCGGAGGUUGUCAGCAGCGAGUCGGUCGGUGGAUCGGAGUCAUUUUGGAGGUAAACAGCAGAGCAUGAAAACUAAAGAGGAGCUGCAAGCGCUCAGCUCUCAGCUGUUGCUGCUGCAGGCUCAGCUGCAGUACGAGCGUUUCAAGAGGCAGCAGCACGCCGUCAGGAACCGCCGCCUGCUGAGGAGAGUGCUGAGCAGCACGGCCAUGGAGGAGGAUGCCGUCGCCAUGAAGGGGCAGCUGUGUGUGCAGGAUGAGGAGAUCCGCUCUCUGAAGUGCAGUCUGCAGGAGGAGCAGAGACGAUACACACUCCUGCAGCAGGACACACAGACACACACUGAGCAGCUGCACACACACAUCCAGCAGCUGCUGCUGCAGCAACAGGAAGUGCAGAGAGACACACAGAGACUCAAGAGCGAGUUGAAGGAGGGUCAGAAUAGGCUGAGGGAGCAGGAGGCGGAGCUUCAGAGAGCCAAUAACAAGGCUUCCCACGCAGAGCACCAGCUGACCCAGCUGUCACUCAAGCUGUGCAGCAGUGAGCAGCUGCAGCAGCAGAUCUACCUGUUGAACCAGCAGCUCGUCCUGAUGAGAGAAACCAACAGAGCCCUGACCGAACAUCUGGAGGGGAGGGGCCUGCACCGAGGCACAGAGGUGUCCAUGCUGCAGUGCACUGUGGGUAAGGAGCACCAGCGGCUGAAGGACAGUGACGUCCUGCAGAGACAGAAGCUGGAAGCAGCCAAUCACAGAGCCUCAGAGCUGGAGGUCCAGCUGAGCAGGAAGGAGCAGCUGAUCCUGGAUCAGAAGAAGCUGCUGGAGGACUCGAAGGCCCGCAGCAGAGCGGAGUUGUCAGCCUGUGAGAGUCGCUGUGACGCUCUGAGGAGAGUCGUUCAGACGCUGCAGACGGAGACACUCCACCUGUACAGCCAGCUGCACCUGGACACACACAGCCGGCCCCAGGACGUCAGGCCUAACGGCAGCAGUGUGGCCUUACCUGCUCCUCACAAGCCCCGCCCCUUCUCUUCUUCUGUCGGGAUACUAAAUGGUGGGACCCUCUCCACCUCUCCACUGUACCUCCCCUCCUGCUCUUCCUCACCCCCCCUCUCCCUCUCCCCCAUCGACUCCCCCCUCGCCGUCGGCUCCUUCCUGGAGCAGCGAGCCCGACAGCUAUUCAGACCAACCAAUCACAGCGCAGAGGAGGAGCAUCAGGAGGAGGAGGAGGGAGAAGGAGAGGAAGAGGAGGUCCAGCCAGAGGGCCCGGCUCUGGGUCAGGAGGCCGAGGAGACCCCCCCCCUCACAGGGAGCACUGAGACACCCGGCCUGGCCUCCUCUAGCGGCCCGGCGGCUCCCCUGCCUGCUGACCUGACGUUCGCUGUGAGGCAGCGGCGCCACGAGCUGAGCAUCAUGGACUAUGACGAGACGCAGCCCGAGUUCUGACAGGUUCAGGGGGACACUCAGCGGGGGGGACUCUGAUGGCUCUGAGCAUCUUUCAGGCCCGUUAAUGGAUCCGGUUCAUCACGCCGUCUGAACCCAGACCAGCAGCUGGGUUCAGUCAUCUCGUAUCAAACAUGCAGACCUCUUUCAGGACGGUGUGUGUCAGGUCUCUCCACACGCAACACGCUAACAGCUUUAAACGCGCUGCUGACCGCAGCCUGGGGGAUGAGCGCUAUGCUAACAGCUAGCUGCUCCAUCAGCUCAGUGGAGCGUCUGUAUUCCAGCUGAGAGGCUUCAAACAUCUGGAGCGCAGCUCUCAGGAAGGAAAGGCUCAAUAAUUAGCUGAUAGUUCAUUAGCACGUUUUGCUAAUGAGCCACUGUUGGUUGGAUAGCAAGUUAAAGUUAGCUAGAUGAGAAAUAGCUGCUUCUGUUUAAAUGCUAUCUGAUGUUAGCCUCAGAUUUAUGAGAACUGAUUCAAUAAAGCUAAGGAAACUAAAUGCCCAGCAGAGCCAUUAACGACGCUAACAGUGUUUGGUUAGCUCUGUGUCAGAAAACAACUUCUGAAACCAUAAAUAAGAGAAGCAAUCUGAGAGUAACCCUUCGUUAGUGCUGACGAGUCUACAAGAAGCUAACUGCUGCUACGCUAAUCAACGUUAGCUGUUCUUGUUUCCUCCUGCGCAGCACCUGAAGCAGCUCUGACUCAGGACUGUGGGGGAGGAGGAACCCUGGGAUUAAUAUUGAUAUCACGUUAACGAGGGGUAGCAGCUUUAACUGACAUGCAGCCUUUCAGGUCUCACACAUCUUUGUUUUUCAUUAACUCAUUAUUUUUCAAAUGAUUGAUUCUUUAUGUGCACAACAUUAACAGGAAAGCAGUCCCUCCGAAAAUACUCUUUAAAUAUGGAUAAAAAGAAAAUACAUCUUGUGUAUUAUAUUCACCGUUUGUGUAAAAUCAUUCAUGACAUACCUACAGAGGCCGACAUAUGCAAACUUCCUCCAUCAGGAGGAACGUGCUGCAGCUUCAGAGAGGAUGCAGAUACAGAAACGCAAAUCAGAACUCAUGCAGAGACAUCUGCAGCAGCUCUUCAACACAUGCAGCAUCUAGAGAACAUUCAGCAGAAGGAACAUGAGCAGUUUACUGAAAGCUGAAGAAACCAAACGCUGCAAGAAGCUCCAACACAACGGAGACCAGGGGACACUAAAGAGAGACGCACACAGCUGGAGACCAGGGGAGACUACUCUCUUUAGUGUCCCCUGGUCUCCAGCUGUGUGCGUCUCUCUUUAGUGUCCCCUUUUAGUAAACUGCUCAUGUCUCCUCUGCUGAAUGUCCUCUAGAUGCUGCAUGUGUUGAAGAGCUGCUGCAGAUGUUUCUGAGUUCUGAUUUGUGUUUCUGUAUCUGCAUCCUCUCUGAAGCUGCAGUUUCUCCUGAUGGAGGAGGUCUGGACUGCUGUAGCGCCAAAAAUAAAACAUCACUGUUGCUUAAACAUAAAAUCUUUAGCAGAAGUUAAAUAAGGGAUGACUUAUAGUAUAAAUUAAUUAUUCAAAUGAAUGUAAACAUAUGUAUGAUAAGUUUGCAUAUAUAUAUAUAUAUAUAUAUAUAUGCAAACGUUUAAAAACUGUAAAAGAUAAAAGCCUUAACGUCUCCUCAGGGUCACAGCUCAGGACAACAGAAGCCUGAACAACUCUGAUGUUUUUCUUUAAGCCUGAUCGAAGGGGCUUUCUCUUUCAGGAGCAUGAACAGGAAAGGUGUGUUGUUGUGAUACUCAUGUCAGCCACAAGAGGCACCGCCCCGUGCUCUAAAUACGACUCAAACCAUCAGGUUAGCGCAUUGCUAGCCUAAAGAAAGACACAACAUUGAAGCCCUUCCUUCACGUUAUAAUUAGUGUUUGCUGUAGAAAUUCAAACUUCAGUUUCCAGAACAGGAAGAAGUGCUGCGCCCUGUGGCCGGUAUAAGUAUUACAACAACAUCACUUUUUAUCAUCCUCUUCUCCUGACAUGUUAAAUCCUGACCAGCAGAGAUGAAGUCCUUUAGGGCGGAUUUAGAGAAAGUAUUACCAAAACUAUAAUAAAUCAGCCUCAGGGCCACCGUACAGGACCUCAGAGUAAUAGAUUACUGUCUGUACCUGUGGGUUUAGCCUACCUAGCUUAGCCUAGUUUAGUAUAGUUCAACAUUUUGUGAAAUAAUAAACUGCUGCUUCCACUCCUCAUGCUAAGCUAGGCUAACUGUGUGGCUCUGAAGGCCUCAUCGUCCCUCAGAAUAAAGAGCUUUAGACGGGGUGGGGGGAGUUUAAGUUCAGGAAGUGAAACCAAAGUGUGGUCCUGUCGUCCUCAGUGGAGGUCCUCUGAGUAACUGUGAACGCUGGAAUAAAGAGUUCAGAUCCUC